This is a messenger RNA of Nematocida minor, 1608 nucleotides long. RefSeq lists its product as uncharacterized. Lineage: Eukaryota; Fungi; Microsporidia. The transcript has a single exon. The record is from RefSeq and is a predicted model, not a curated record. The annotation marks the transcript as partial.
UGUGAGCUAAGUGAAAUCGAUGUGGAAAGCAUAAAUAACUAUUGGAAAAAUAGACUAUCCUAUUUUGAAAAAGAAAUUGUUCUGCGCAUAGGGCUCUUUGCAGACUUCAGAGCUUCCAACUCUGAGGCUCUGGCACUGAACUCGGACAAUCUCUUCGAGAAAAGCACCGAGAUGGAAAGGAGAAUAAAUGCCAUGAUGGAAGAGCUUGAGACCCUUAGGGGAGAGUCUAGCCAAAUUAUAGAGCUUUCUAGCUCAAUACUUGGGUUAUACAAAUAUAUUGACAAUGAGGGCUCUGCUCUUGACAAGGCCCUAACACUUGAGGCUAGAAUCAAAGACGGCUCAAAGAGACUGACUGAGAUAAUCAUACCCUCUCUUGACAUCAGCACUUCGCUAACAAAGAAAAUAAACAGCUACGACUUUCACAUGGUAGAGGAAAUAGAAGAGCGCAGCGGAGUAGAGAAGAGCAGUCUCGACAGGCUAGCUCUCUUCAAGCUGGCAAAAAGCAAUAAAAUCCUGGCUGCUAAUAUAAUAUAUGCUCUAUCAAGCAUAAGCCUAUCUCAGCUAAUGGACGAUGCCGUAGAGGAAGGGCUAAUCACUCUAAUACAUAAAAAAAUUGCAUCAGGUUUUGUUCCAAAGAGCAAUGUGGAGCUUUUCGUGAGAGCUGUAAAGAAAGACGUGAAAAAUCAUAAAAUUAAUUUAUACAUUUCAGCAGAUGCAAAUUUCGGUCUGCUAUUCAACAUACAUCCAAUGGAGGCAUCUGAUGUGCCCCUAGUAGACAGUGAAAUAAUGAAUGUUUACAUUAGCCUGCUCAAAGAGAACCUUUCUGAAGAAGAAGUAAUCCAGUAUACAGGCAUUACAUCUCUACACGUUGUAAAGCUGAUAGUGAUCGAAUAUAUAAUGAGCGCGCGCCUUAUGGACUACAAGAGCAACACUGUACUCCGCAAUCUAGGAAAGGCUAUAGAAAAUGAAUUUGACCCAGUAGAAUACAAAAUUAGUAGUGAAGAGUUGUUUGGUAUAGCUGAAAACAUAAAACAAGAUGAAAUACUUAAUGUUUUAACCUAUGUAUGGGGUGGUUAUACGGGUAAAACUUGUUUAAGAAAUAUGAUUAGAGAAGUCUAUAAAGACAUUGGCAUUGGGAUUAAUGAAUUUAUAGCAAUUCAGUGUAGCUUUGAGUUUGCUAACUGGAUGUAUGACGCUGCUAUGGCACCACUGGCCAACUCAGAUGCCCAGUAUUCAGACAGUUUGGCUGUUCCAUUUGACAUGUCGUACACUCAUCCUCUAUGGUACAUAUGCAUGCGCUACAAGCAUCUUGACGAUUUGGACAAUAAAUCUGGCGAUAACUAUAGGCUGUUUACUCAAAUAAACCCUAACACAGUUGAAAUCAGACCGCACGCAAUAAAAGUGACUGACAAUGAACUGGUAUGGGCAAGGUAUAUUGCAGAGUGCAUUAAAGCAUGCUUCUCGCCAAAUGUAGACAUCAUUCUCAGAAAAGAAGAUAACAAUAAAUAUAUGCCUAUAGCUUAUAAUUUUGUUGAUAAUUUGAGAAUUUCUUAUGAUAAGAACAUAAGAAUGAGAACAAAGCAGGAUGAUCUGCCUGAGCCUAGCUAA